Molecule: messenger RNA, 1884 nt
Organism: Cajanus cajan (pigeon pea)
Lineage: Eukaryota; Viridiplantae; Streptophyta; Magnoliopsida; Fabales; Fabaceae
Source: RefSeq, a predicted model, not a curated record
AUCCGAAGCAGUGCUGGACCCUCACACACACCCACACUCCUCACUAACCCUUUCAACAUUUUCACCGCAAGGCUUCCCCUUCCACCUCACAUGCUUCCCAUGGGAGGGGGUUCACGUUCUUUUCCUCCAAAUUCCGGGUUUGUCUUGUCAACUAUUCAUUUAUUCAUGUUGGUUUGCCUUCAAUUUUUUCAAAAUUCGGCUUAAUUGAAGCUAAAAUGUGUAUAUGUCCCUCUGGGUGCCCUUAAUCCUUCGUUUAUUCAGCAAAAGGAAAGCUCUUUUCGUAAAAAAAUUCCCACCUUUAUCAUUGUUGGGGUGUUGUUGUUGUUAAUUUUGUGAGGGGUUUAGAGGAGUUGGGGGGAAUUGGGAUUGGGCUGCAAGGGGUUUUGAGAAAGGGGUUGAAGAUGUCGUUUAGGAAUGUAAUCAUGGAAAGUAAGGGAAUUGAGGUGAAGUGUGGGUAUAAUUUGAGAUCCAGGUCACAGUCACACAGUGAUGCUAUUGCCCAGGAUAGUUUGGUAAUGCUUGAUGACCAAAGUUGUUGGGCUGGCAUGCCCUCUGAGCUUUUGAGGGAUGUGCUCAUGAGGAUAGAGGCCUCUGAGGAUUCCUGGCCUGGCCGGAGACAUGUCGUCGCCUGCGCCGGAGUUUGUCGCAGUUGGAGAGAAAUCAUGAAGGAUAUUGUCAAAUCCCCUCAAGUAUCCGGCCAGUUGACAUUCCCAAUCUCCUUGAAGCAGCCUGGUCCAAGGGACUCUCUUCUUCAGUGCUAUAUUAAACGAAAUCGCAGUAAUCAAACAUAUUACCUGUUUUUUGGUUUAAACGAAGCCUCAACUGACGAUGGCAAGUUCCUUCUUUCUGCACGCAAGUGUCGACGUGCAACUUAUACUGAUUUUAACAUCUCUCUAAACUGCAAUGAUGUAUCAAGAGGGAGUGGUACCUAUAUUGGGAAAUUGAGAUCAAACUUUCUGGGCACCAAAUUCAUCGUGUAUGAUGCUCAUCUUCCAGUUAAUGGAGCCAAAUUUACAAAAUCUCGUUCCACCAGACUAAUUAGUCUCAAGCAAGUUUCUCCAAGACCUACCGGCAACUAUCCCAUUGCUCAUGUCUCAUAUGAUAUGAAUGUUAUGGGCGCUAGGGGCCCUAGAAUAAUGCAAUGUGUUAUGGAUGCCAUCCCUGUGUCAGUUGUUGAACCUGGAGGUGCGGCCGCAACAGAGACUCAAUUUCUACAUAGCAGAAUUGGUACUUCUCCAUCCUUCCCUUUCAAAAGAUCAAAACCAACCCGCAACAAUCGCACAUCAGUACCUUUAGCCUCUCAAAAUGAGGGGACACUGGUAUUACGGAACAAGUCUCCAAGGUGGCAUGAACAACUUCAAUGCUGGUGUCUGAACUUCAACGGGCGAGUGACAGUUGCUUCAGUUAAAAAUUUCCAGCUGGUUGCUUCUCCUGAAAAUGGAGUUUCUGAGCAGGCUCAGGAAAAUGUUAUUCUACAGUUUGGAAAAGUCGGAAAGGAUGUAUUCACCAUGGACUAUCGUUAUCCAAUCUCUGCCUUUGAAGCCUUUGCAAUAUGCCUUAGCUGCUUUGACACCAAGAUUGCUUGUGAAUGAUUGCCGGCAUAGACAGGUUGGAAUUGCACAAACAUUACAGCGGGUCAAAUAGUAAAUACCGGCUAUAGAGUUUCUGCUUUUCUAUUUAGUCAAACUAGUUUCAGAAUUCCCCUUAUCCCCUCUCUUUUAUCUAUUGUGUAUAUUGUUGUUUGUGUAUUUAGCCAACGUGGAUUCUUUUGCUGUGUACCUGUUUGUAGACGAUUUUUUCUUUCUUUGUCGCGAAUUUGUAGAUCACCUUUGUUGUGAAUUAAAUUGUGAUUGGUUCGUGACCUUUCCGGUUGUUUUUGUUUCA